Molecule: messenger RNA, 1893 nt
Organism: Pseudocercospora fijiensis CIRAD86
Lineage: Eukaryota; Fungi; Ascomycota; Dothideomycetes; Mycosphaerellales; Mycosphaerellaceae
Exons: 1
Coding region: 1-1893 (630 amino acids)
Source: RefSeq, a predicted model, not a curated record
AUGCAAGUGGCCGCCACAUCGAAGUGGUCUCGUGUCACUGUCUUCUGUUGUUGGCCGGCUGCCACACGCUCUUCCACAACUCAAUCAAUCAAGGCUAACAUGGAUCGUACAUCAGGCAUCAUCCUUUCCAUCGGCAUUAUUGCUGCCCUCGGCCUCGCCGUAAUCGAGAAUCCGCAGGUGAAAGAAUGGCUUGAACAGCAACGGCGAAAGGUCGCAGAACUGCUUCGGCAAAUCGGCGAGGACCUAGAUCCACAAUCACGGAGGCAAGCAGAGGCCUUUGCCUUUGAGGGCCGAACGAUCGCAGACGAUGAGAAGCUACGGCGCGAGGCUGAGGGCAGCAGGGAGGCUGCGGCUCUGGCAACAGGAAGGUCAUUCUCAAAUGCGAGUACAAUCAGGCGGAUCCCUGUGAAAGGCCCUACAGAUCCCGACGAGGCAGAAGAGCGACGAAGGAAAGGUCGAGAAUAUCUUGCACGACGAAAUCAGCAACUGUACGAUCUCCAGCAGAGACGUAAGGCUGCCGCUAAAGCUGCUGGUGCCGAGAGUCCUCCCACACCCACUUUCGACGAAUUGGUCGACUCACAGGGUAAUUUGAAAGGCUCCACAGUGGUCAAUAAGAGGGAGCUGCCAUUACCGCCGCAGAUGGAGCCCUUGCCGGAACCGGUCGUGGAGGACAUGCGACAAGUUGAACGCCAUCUCGCCCAGCCUAUCGCAGAAUCAAGCUCUGCUGGCGCGAGUGGAUGGUCUUGGGGUUCUUCGCUUGCAAAUCCGUUUGCCGACGAGUAUGCGAUUGACAGAAGCCUUACACCGAAACCGCCCGUGCCACCAAAGAUCGAGCUUGAUCAUGUCGACCCGAUGCCUAUGGAUGACAGAGCACCAGCACCACCCAUACCUGUACCAAGAACCUUUCCGCCUCAGACAACUGAGCACCGGCCAGAGCAGCAGCAUCAGAUUAGUACUGAAGGCUUGUCUUAUGAAGAACAGCUUGCCAUUGCAUUGUCCCUAUCUGAUCAAGAAAGCUCGCCCAGACGACAUCCCGAGCUAGAAGAAGAUGAUGACCUGAGGGCUGCGAUUGCUGCAAGUCUCAAGGACAUGAGCUCCCAACAGCCGGCGCAAGUCACGAUGAAUAACGGAUCUCUUACACCGAGAGCGCUUCCCGCAGACUUGCAGCCACUUGUUGAUCUCACACCCUCAUCGCCUCCUACUGCGCCCAGAUUGCUUCGCGAACAUUGGGUGGAACUAUUCGAUCGACAAUUCUCGCCAUCCAGGGAGCCACUUUCUCUAGCGUCGCAAAGCACUGGUGCCCUCUCUGAAGCGUCCGAUGAACUUUAUAGGAUCACUCCUGAGCUCACCAAAGCACGUCUUGCAAGUCACAAUGCGCAACAGUAUGUGCCCACUCCUUCGUUAGCCGUGAGCUCAUCGUUGCCAUUUGAUCCUGUCCGCGAGGCUGCUGGCCUACAACCUGCUCAGGAUGUUACGGACACCAGUUUCUACUCUGCACCUAGCGAAGUCUCUGCUCCCCCUAGCUCUGCCACCUUCGAUCGGGACACGCCACAGCUCAUUGACGUGUCCGAAGAUGCUCCACAAGAAGGCCAGCGCACACCUACAUCCUACACUCACUCUUCAUUUGGACUUCAGACAGAGUCCGAUUCUGAGACCUGGGCCUCCGCCUCGACCUCGGCCCCGCCAUCACGCACGGCCUCACGAACCGCUUCACCGCCACGCAGUGAGACUUCCGGCAUUGAAGUCAUUGACCUGGUCGAAGAUAGUGAUGUCGAUAUGCUGUCAGAGGAAGGCGAUGGUGUUGCGACGCCUGAUAGCUGGUCGGAAGUAGGCUCGCGUGAUGGAGAGAGUGAUAUGGAGCGCGAUAGCCGGCAUCAGCCAGCCGCUGCAUAA